This is a messenger RNA of Biomphalaria glabrata, 414 nucleotides long. RefSeq names its product dynein heavy chain-like. NCBI's taxonomy places the organism in Eukaryota, Metazoa, Mollusca, Gastropoda, Planorbidae. The coding region runs from base 1 to 414 and encodes 137 amino acids. The transcript has a single exon. The record is from RefSeq and is a predicted model, not a curated record.
AUGUCUUCAGAUAAACUUGUCUUCAGAUACGCAUGUCUUCAGAUACGCAUGUCUUCAGAUACGCAUGUCUUCAGAUACACAUGUCUUCAGAUACGCAUGUCUUCAGAUAAACUUGUCUUCAGAUACGCAUGUCUUCAGAUAAGCAUGUCUUCAGAUAAGCAUGUCUUCAGAUACACAUGUCUUCAGAUACGCAUGUCUUCAGAUACACAUGUCUUGAGAUACGCAUGUCUUCAGAUAAACUUGUCUUCAGAUACACAUGUCUUCAGAUACGCAUGUCUUCAGAUACACAUGUCUUCAGAUAAGCAUGUCUUCAGAUACACAUGUCUUCAGAUAAGCAUGUCUUCAGAUACGCAUGUCUUCAGAUACACAUGUCUUCAGAUACGCAUGUCUUCAGAUACGCAUGUCUUCAGAUAA